AUGAUUGACGACACUGGUGCCAACGGACAACAAUGGCGGCGGCUGGCUCCAGUUAAACACCCGGGAUGGUCCGGCGUUUUAGAAGCUAUUUCGGAAGGAGACAAAUGCAUGCAGUUCGCUUUUAUGACGGACAACAUCAUCGGAAGCGAAGAUUGUCUGUACCUGAACGUAUUGGUGCCACAGAACAAAUUGAAUGGAAAACUUGCUGUUAUGAUAUUCAUACACGGGGGCGGCUUCAAUUAUGGCAGUGGAUCAGUAAAUGAAUACUCCCCCGAUUAUUUGCUCGACGAAAACGUCAUUGUCGUUACACUGAAUUAUCGUCUGAACGUUCUAGGAUUUCUUAACUUGGAUAUUAACGAGUGUCCUGGUAACAUGGGCUUGAAAGAUCAACUAUUUGCAAUCAAAUGGAUAAAAGAAAAUAUAGCUGCGUUUGGGGGUGACGCUGACAAUAUCACUAUCUUCGGUGAAAGCGCUGGUGCAGCAUCUGUUCAUUGUCACACGAUUUCACCACAAUCAACAGGUUUAUUUAAAAAAGCAAUUAUGCAAAGUGGAUGUGUAUUUAAUCCAUGGGCGUUUAAUGAAAAUCACAGAGUUGCGGCCUUUAAGUUUGCCAAUAAUUUAGGAUGUUUAAGUAAUGAUCCUGAGGAAAUAGUAAAAUACUUAAGAAAUGUGCCAGCCAUUGAUUUGGUGAAAGCAACUAAAUUCAAGGUUGGUAAAUAUUGCGUUUUAAUGAGUUUCUUCACAGGUACUUAG
Macrosiphum euphorbiae (potato aphid) is the source of this 753-nucleotide messenger RNA. The record is from the annotation of a GenBank genome assembly. NCBI's taxonomy places the organism in Eukaryota, Metazoa, Arthropoda, Insecta, Hemiptera, Aphididae.